AUGCUCUCCCUACUCCCAUACACAGUCCAGUCCGGCCUCGAACGUAUCCGCAAUGUUCACAGAGGCGUGAGGCAACCCAGCACCAGCCUCGGCCCGCAAAUCGAUUCCACGCCGAGAUUUCAAGAACUAGAUUCCUCAGCGGACGAAAGCGGCGAAGCCACGCCGCCGCUGCCCACGCGGCCAGGAAGCCAAAGCCCGUGGAACGGAAAGGCAACAGGAAACCGGAGGACCCUAAGAACCACCGGUCUCAGACAACGAGCAGGCUACGGCGCAAGUACAGGGCCGACGGGCACGGGGUACACCACUGCUCAUUGCAGCGGGGAGAGCACGCCGAGCAGCCUGACGACGGAGGAGGUUGAGGCGGAGUAUAGCAUCGAGGAGAGGGAGAUGGCGUCGUUGAUGGAGGAUGUUCGCGAUGCCUUGCUCGUGUUGGAUGAUGCGGAUAGGCGUCCAAGGGGGAACUCGGCGGGGACUGUGGAAUCCGAGACAUUUCCUGCAAGGCCGAGAAAGGACUCGGGCAUCAAGUGGGACUCCGUCCGCCGUGGACUCACAAAAAUCUCUAUCGCCCGCGACGAAAAAUCACAACCCCUCUCCUCCCGAAACCCCUCCUUCGAACGCACCGAAUACAUAGGCGGCCUCCGCCACCUCCUAACCUCUCUCCCGCCGGACCUCACCCCCGCCGAAAUCUCCGCCCUCCGCUCCUCCCUCCCCCGCCCCCUCCACCCCUCCUCCCCGCACAUGCACCCUUCCUCGGCCGGCGGUCCGCCGCCUCCUUCCGUCCUCCACCGCCUCGUGAAGACCGUGGUGGCGGCUUACCUCGUCAUAAUAGGCAUGCUGCUCCCUCACAUCCUAGCCGCUUUCCAUGCUGCUGCACGUGCGGAGAGGAAGUACCAUGUUGGGGGUGCGUUGGUCGGCGGCGCUGUCGAUAUGGCUCGCUCGGCUGCUAGGCAGGUCGCUACUAUGUCGGUUGGUGGGGACAGGACUGUGGGGGAGGCUGUUGCGAGUGGUAUUGCGUGGACGGUUAGCGGUGUUGCGGGUGGUGUGGCUGAUGGCUUGGGGGAGGGCUUGGUUAUCAUUCAGGAGAGGAGGCGGUUUUGA
Molecule: messenger RNA, 1098 nt
Organism: Scedosporium apiospermum
Lineage: Eukaryota; Fungi; Ascomycota; Sordariomycetes; Microascales; Microascaceae
Exons: 2
Coding region: 1-1098 (365 amino acids)
Source: RefSeq, a predicted model, not a curated record